AGGCUGAAUCAUCCUCAGCAUGACAGCCAGCAGCAGCAGCUCUCUAGUGUGCAGACCAAACUCUACCCUACCGCUCACAGGCACCCGGGCCCUUUUAUUCUGACCAUCUGAAUUAUCAUAUACCGGCUCGUCAUCGCGUAUUCUUAUCCUCAUGCGUUGAAAUGGUCAUCUUAUUUCAGGAUCUUCCGCAGAACAGGUCGCUCUGUCUCUUGGACUGCUGAUUAUUAGUCGCCAUUACGCAUUCAAUGUUAUUAAGACAGUUGCGGCUUGCCUUACCACGCGUCCCUGUAGUUUAUCUCUCUUUCAAUAGACCAUAAGAGGUGGACGCUCCGUAAUUUUGUUUACUCAAGACGCCUUAUAUUAAGCCUUUAUAAUCAGAACUGAGCCACUGAAGGACACUGACACCGUGCAGCGAUGUUCGAAACCAGAGGAAUUCCCUUUAUAUUGCUUGAUAUCGCGUGCCUAGUACUUGCUGGCCUCCCGCUUGCAGCGUUUAACCUGGGUAAAAUCAAACCAUUUCAGCAGGGCUUUUUCUGUAAUGAUGAGAGCAUCAGCUAUCCCUUCCACUCCAGCACAGUCACCUCCACUGUGCUCUACACAGUGGGCUUCACAAUUCCUAUUUGUAGUAUGAUCAUAGGGGAGUGCCUUUCAGUCUAUCUAAAGCGCAUCAAAUCAAAGUCUUUCUGCAACGGUUAUGUAGCCUGCAUCUAUAAGGCCAUCGGCACCUUUGUGUUUGGUGCCGCCAUAAGCCAGUCACUCACUGACAUUGCCAAGUAUUCCAUCGGCCGUCUGCGGCCACACUUCCUCGAUGUGUGCAGACCCGACUGGAGUCGGAUCAACUGUACUGGAGGGGCUUACAUUGAGGACUUCAACUGCACUGGGGAUGAAACCAAGUUCAACGAGGGCAGGCUCUCGUUUUACUCUGGUCACUCCUCAUUCUCCAUGUACUGUAUGCUGUUCCUGGCACUUUAUCUUCAAGCAAGAAUGCAAGCGGAGUGGGCACGGCUCCUUCGACCCACAAUCCAGUUCUUCCUGAUCGCUGCCUCUGUCUAUACGGGACUGUCCCGCGUCUCAGACUACAAACAUCACUGGAGUGACGUACUCACAGGCCUCAUACAAGGAGCAAUUGUGGCUUUACUAGUGGUAUUCUUUGUGUCAGAUUUCUUCAAAAAGAAGGUUGAACCCCAGAAAGAGGUAGAGAUCCCACACACCACCUUACAAGAGACGCCUACGAAUGGAAAUCAUUAUGACAGCCCAAACUAAGCUAUCAGGAACGUUUUUGACAUGCCCCAUGGAGUCGAUGGGAGGAGGAUUAAGAAUGCACCCACUACAAGGGCAGACCACUAGGGUGGAAACCUGUGAAUGUAACUUGGCUUUUAAUGUUUUCUAGACCCCCCGGGGAUUGGUCUCUUUACGGACACUGUCCCACGUUGCCUUGGCUGGACUGCUUCUGCUGCUACCACAGCUUCCUGUGUAUCUCCUAAAACUAAUAAGUGUACCUGUAUUAAGCCACAAAAAAAUCACUAUACAGACUUUUUUUUAUUAAAACUGAUAAAAUGUAUGUACAAAAUGUUGCGCUUUUUGAUGAAUACAAGAACCUAUUAUGCUUGUUGAUAUGAACACAAAUAAAACAAUUAUGUUCAAUGUUAA
Myxocyprinus asiaticus (Chinese sucker) is the source of this 1650-nucleotide messenger RNA. RefSeq names its product phospholipid phosphatase 1a (gene plpp1a). Bases 415 to 1263 code for a protein of 282 amino acids. The transcript has 6 exons. The record is from RefSeq and is a predicted model, not a curated record. Lineage: Eukaryota; Metazoa; Chordata; Actinopteri; Cypriniformes; Catostomidae. Gene Ontology annotation, molecular function: phosphatidate phosphatase activity. Gene Ontology annotation, biological process: signal transduction; phospholipid metabolic process; phospholipid dephosphorylation.